GAUAGCAAGUGUGAUUCUUCCCGGCAGGUGAUGCCCAGGCCCUGGACCACACGAGGAAUGGGACUCUGGGCCUCUAGCUGCCACGCAGGUGGUGGGGGCUCCAGGCCAUGACCUGCACCUCUGCCCACUGACGCUGCCCUCCGCGCUCACUCGUGCCAGAUCAGCCAUGUCUGAAGGAGAGGUUCAGGCCCGGCGGGGCCAGGGGCUGCCCCCGGAUGUGCUGGCAGAGCAGGUGGAGCUGUGGUGGUCACAGCAGCCGCGGCGCUCAGCGCUCUGCUUCGCCGUGGCCGUGGGCCUCGUGGCGGGCUGUGGGGCAGGCGGCGUGGCCCUGCUGUCCUCCACCAGCAGCCGCUCGGGGGAGUGGCGCCUGGCAGUGGGCACGGCGCUCUGCCUGCUGGCCCUGCUGGUCCUGGUUAAGCAGUUGAUGAGCUCGGCCGUGCAGGACAUGAACUGCAUCCGCCAGCCCCACCACGUGGCCCUGCUGCGCAGUGGAGGAGGUGCGGACGCCUUGGUGGUGCUGCUCAGCGGCCUGGUGUUGCUGGUCACCGGCCUGACGCUGGCUGGGCUGGCUGCUGCCCCCGCCCCGGCCCGGCCGCUGGCUGCCAUGCUAUCCGUGGGCAUCACCCUGGCUGCCUCUGGUGCACUCUUGCUGCUGGGCCUGCUGCUCUAUCAGGUGGCUGUGAGCGGACACUGCCCCCCAACCCGCAUGGCCGCCCCCCCCACCCGCAGUGACCGCAGCGGCAACGGCAGCAUCUUCAGCAUCUCAGGACAGUUGUCCGCCGGUCAGCAUCAUGAGACCACGUCCAGCAUCGCCAGCCUCAUCUGACCGAGCCCGGGCCCUCCUUCCCCCGACCUGCCCUCAGCCUCCACAGAACCGUGCCCGGGCAUGAGUGAGUGUGUGUGCCAGUGUGUGUGCACACGCAUACCGAGGGGAUAAUGACAGCACGUGUGUCCCCAGGACUGCCCAGCCCGCUGAGGGACUGUGUGACUGUGUGACAAGGAGCCGGCCUGCACCCACACAUCACAUCACAAGGAGAGGACUGCUUCUCCUUGGAGCUCAUGGAGUUGUCUGUCGGUGUUCCGAGCCUCUCGGCAGAGAAGGGUCUGGGAUCCCUGAAGAUUCUUGACCCCUGUUCCUAACACCUCUGAGAGCCAGCUCUGCCUGUAACACCCAUCACCUGUUUCCCCAGGAGAGGUCGCUGCCCACCCGCAGAGACUGCAAAGUGAGCCCUCUUCAUCUAGGAGAGUGAGUGGUGGUGAAGUGGACAGAACACAGGCCCUGGCAUGACAGGCCUGGGGACAGAGCCCCCCUCUACCACUCACCAGCUGAGGGCCUUGGGCAAGUGGCUUAACCUCUCUGAGCCCCAGUCUCUUAAGAGAAACAGUCAUGGUCAUCAAUUGUUAGGAUCAAAUGAGAUGAUGUGUGGAAGGGCCAGGCACAUGGCAGGUGUGCAAUAAAAGUGGUGGCUGCUAUUA
Molecule: messenger RNA, 1476 nt
Organism: Odocoileus virginianus texanus
Lineage: Eukaryota; Metazoa; Chordata; Mammalia; Artiodactyla; Cervidae
Source: RefSeq, a predicted model, not a curated record